CCACAUUCUGAAGUUCUUUGUUAAGUAGUUUCUGAAGUUCAAAUUCAUUUUUGUGUGAUAGAAACAGGUUAGUGUCAUCUGCAAAGAUUACUUUAUGAAGGGUCUUUGAGGAAUUUUCCAGAUCAUUAAUGUAAAUAAUAAAGAGGAGAGGACCUAAUAUGGAUCCUUGUGGAACACCACAUUGAAUGUGUUUGUUUUCUGAUCUCUGUUCGUGAAUAGUUACAUAUUGUUGCCUCUGGUGUAAAUAACUCUUGAACCAAUUCAGUGGUUGACCUCUGAUUCCAUAAUGGUGCAAUUUAUACAGUAAUAUGGUAAAGUCGAUGGUAUCAAUGAUCUGUUGGCUGCACCAGUGAUGAUUUAGGUGUGUCCUGUGAAUGUAAGGAAUUAUUUUUUUUGUACAUUUUUAUUCAUUUAGCUGAUGCUUUUAUCCAAAACGACUUACAAUUGCUAUGUAUGUCAGAGGUCGCACACCCCUGGAGCAACUAGGCAUUGGUGGAUGUGUCAUAGUGGGGAUUUGAACCUGAGGCUCUCACACCAAAGGCAUGUGUCUUAUCCACUACUCCAUCACCACCACACCGCCCUCCAAACCAGGAGCUUCUCCUCAUUCAAAUUCAGCGUUCAACCUUGGGGAAAGUAUGAACUUUGAAACAGUAGAAGAGGUCGUUGAGCUGGAUGAGGAGGAGGAAAAGAAAGCGGUAACACCCAGGACAAGAGGCCGAACCAAGAAGAGAAGCAGACAGACCCCUGUGAGAAAAUCUACCAGAGGUAAAAAAGUGUGCGAGAGAGAAGGAAAGCAGACAUCUGAAGCUGAUGUACUGCCUCCCACGUCACUCAACGCCUCAUCGUCAUUGGACAAAGAUCUGUCCACGUUGUCGAGUGACGGUCAGCCAGAGAUCCAGAAGACUGAGGCAGAGGUGGAAGCAGCGGGCCGAGCCGACGUCGACGCUGCCUCAGCUGGGCAGGAGCCGCAGCCGGAGAACCCUAAGAACCUGGAAGGAUGUGUGGAGGCGGGAGAAGAGGAGAAGGAAGGACGGAGCAGGGUGGACAUUAAAGCUGUGAGUAAGCAGAGGAGGGAGCUCAUUGAACCUGAAGCAAAGCGAUCUCGUUCUCAGUCUCCUUGUGUCUCUGCUGACUUCAAACUGCCGGCAUUUAAACCCAACAACCCCCUCGGUCAGAACUUCGUGGUCCCCAAAUCAGUUUUUUUUUGUAAUCUCUGCUCUGUUUUCUACCUGAACGAGAGCACCACCAAGGACCUCCACUGCAGCAGCCAGAGACACUACGACAACCUGCAGAAACAUUACCAGAAGCUUCAACAGUCAAGAAGUUCAACACAAAGUUCUCAAGGCUCUGUUUCUGAAUGAUCCCAACUUCAAUACUGAUUUAUUUCUGUAUUGUUUGUAAAAAAAAAAAGUGAAAACAAGAAAAGAGAAAGCUUCGUUAAUCACUGUAGAGAUGAUCCAUGUUUGUUCAACUCCUAAUAUUCACAUAACAGUAGUGCAUGGAAACAUGCAUUAAUUAUCACUGUAUUUUGCAUAUAGUGACAACAACAAACCUAUUAUGUAAUCUGUAAAAAAGCAGGUUCCUCUUAGUGCUCUUUAUGGUGUUGUGCACUGCUUGUGCACACACUGAACAGCCCCCAUCCUCAUGCAUGCUCUCAAUCAGUCAUGCUCAAUAUCAGUGCGGCUUUAGAAGUUUUGCAAACACGAUGUCUGAGAAACAACCACCAGCAAUGAAAGAACUGCCCCUCCCUCCUUUGCCAACAGCAAGCAAGCAAGAGGGGGCUAGGUCCUGGCUAGGCUCCCGCUAUGGACACUAUGUGAGAUGAGAUUUCGCAGGGCAACCGGCUCCUUCUGCUGCCGUACAAAAUUGUGGGUUUGGUGGCCAGGGUUUUGCGGCAUGUUACGAGCAGCAGAGAGAGACAUGGAAGGUUUUGCAUUUUAUGUUCAGUUGUUACCGACUGCAGCUUUAACUGUGAAAAGAAUCAUAGAGAUUAUAUUAUGGGUUUGUUUUUGUGUUUCAUUCCUUCUAUCUAUCAAUUCUAGUAAAUCAUGAAUAAUGUAUUUUUUUUAUGUAGAAGUGUUUUUAAGAGAAAAUCAUUUUUAAGUCAGUUAUUAUUUAAACAUGUACCUGACACAGUAUCCUGUACUGAACUCAACAAUUCCUGUGGAGGGAAAGGUCACUGUUUGGUUUGAUUUGGUGUCACAAUUUUACUGUUUGCUUUGUUCUGUUUCUAUAAAACAUGAAUUAAAAUCUCGUAUGGCUUCUGAUGGUGGGUCUUUAACAGUGGGCUAAAUAAAUGAUUGAAUGAA
Micropterus dolomieu (smallmouth bass) is the source of this 2309-nucleotide messenger RNA. RefSeq names its product matrin-3-like. The record is from RefSeq and is a predicted model, not a curated record. The coding region runs from base 543 to 1361 and encodes 272 amino acids. Gene Ontology annotation, cellular component: nucleus. NCBI's taxonomy places the organism in Eukaryota, Metazoa, Chordata, Actinopteri, Centrarchiformes, Centrarchidae. The transcript has 6 exons. Gene Ontology annotation, molecular function: zinc ion binding; nucleic acid binding.